Molecule: messenger RNA, 1176 nt
Organism: Drosophila busckii
Lineage: Eukaryota; Metazoa; Arthropoda; Insecta; Diptera; Drosophilidae
Product: serine/threonine-protein phosphatase alpha-3 isoform
Exons: 1
Coding region: 66-1085 (339 amino acids)
Cellular component (GO): cytoplasm; nucleus
Molecular function (GO): protein serine/threonine phosphatase activity
Source: RefSeq, a predicted model, not a curated record
UAUUGAUACAUUAAGUUUGAAAAAUUCUUACAAAAAUACAAACAUACACACACACACAAAUACAUAUGGGCGCUGCAGAGGAGAAGCGUGAAGCCGGUGUAAACUUGAUUGCAGUUGAGUCGAGUGAUUCGUUUAAGAAACUCUUGGCAACGGAAAUCAAACUAAAUCUAAAUGAGUUGAUAAGCAAGCUGAGAGCAUUUCGCACUAGCAAAUUGCAGCGUCUGCCGCUGAACGAGCCGGAUCUGCUUAAUCUCUGCAACCUGGCGCGGGAGACAUUUCUGGAGCAGCCCAUGCUGCUGGAGAUAAGUGCACCAUUGCGCGUUGUGGGCGACAUACACGGACAGUUCUCGGAUCUGUUGAAAAUCAUGGAGCACAUAGGCUUUCCACCGAUUGCAAACUAUUUGUUUCUCGGCGAUUAUGUCGAUCGGGGCAAGAAUUCCGUGGAGACGAUUACGCUGCUGCUGGCGCUCAAAGUCAAGUAUCCCAGGCAUGUGCAUCUGCUGCGCGGCAAUCACGAAUCGCAGGCCAUCAAUCGCGUCUACGGCUUCUUCGACGAGUGCAAGCGACGCUACACGAUCAAACUAUGGAAGACCUUUGUCGAUUGCUACAAUUGCAUGCCUGUGGCUGCGGUGGUUUCGAAUCGCAUCUUUUGUUGUCACGGUGGCUUGAGUUCGCGAUUGAAUCAUAUGAACGAUAUAAAAAGCUUAACGCGACCCACUGAGGUGCCCGAUGAGGGGCUCUUGUGUGAUCUGCUCUGGAGUGAUCCGGAUCGCAUUGGCUUCGGCUUCUCGCCGAGCGAUCGUGGUGUAAGCUUUUUGUUUGGUCGCGAUGUCAUUGAGAAAUUCCUGCAAAAGUUCGACUUUGAUUUGGUCUGUCGUGCUCAUCAGGUGGUCGAGGAUGGCUACGAGUUCUUUGCCAAGCGCCAACUGGUCACGCUCUUCUCGGCGCCCAACUACUGUGGUGUUUAUGACAAUGCCGGCGCUUCCAUGGGCAUCGACAAGGAUCUGGUUAUUACCUUUGAUGUGCUGCGUCCCUCCGAACAUCGCAAGGUGCGCAUGCCCUCGCAUGGCAAGGGCCACAUCUAACUUUGUUUCAAUUGUCAACGGCCGAAUAUAUAAAUAUAGAAAAAGCAUUUGAGCAAUGAAAACGGAAACGAUGCUACGCUUUCAAAUGUAU